GAGACGAAGCAGCAGAAGAAGGCGGCGAAGGCCGUGCACGACGCGGUCGAGCGGCUGGCAGCGCGAGAAGUGACGUGCGUGCCCCGCGACGCGUACGACCGUGACCGCUGGAUGCUGCCCGACGGACUCCGGAAGGAUCUAGAUGCGCUGCAUCAGGAGACGAAGCAGCAGAAGAAGGCGGCGAAGCAGCAGCAGAAGGCGGCGAAGCAGCAGCAGAAGAAGAUCAAGAAGAAGGCGAAGAAGACGCACGUCUGCCCGUGCGGCAAAGGCUUCAAAACCGCGAGCUCGCUGCAGCAGCACCAAGAGCACCGCAAGAGCUGCCGAGCACGCCGGGCCCGUCGGGAGGCAGCAAAUUCGGAGGAGCUUGAGGCAAAGGCGGAGGUGCUCGCGCGCAUCAUCGAGACGAACCCGAAGCCCGUUGAGCUCAGCAAGCUGCUUGGCUCGGCGUGGGGCAAGCUCGCGGACCCGCCGACGGCCGGCCCGCCAGAGGCGGCCGGCGCCGAGGCGGCGGUGUCGGAGGGCGAGGCAGACGCGUCGGCGGAGCUCGAGGCGCAGACCAACUCGGAGCUCGGCCGGCAGACUGCGAACCUCAAGGCCGCCCGCGACUUGGAGGAGGACUUAGCACCGCCGAGCAAGCGCACUGCCGCCGAGAGAGCAGCGGCGGCUGUCUCGGCGCGCGUCGGCGUGCCGCCACCGCCGCCGUCGGCCGCCGGCUCUUUAGCGGCUUAG
Messenger RNA from Emiliania huxleyi CCMP1516, 729 nucleotides. RefSeq lists its product as hypothetical. The transcript has a single exon. The annotation marks the transcript as partial. The record is from RefSeq and is a predicted model, not a curated record. Lineage: Eukaryota; Haptophyta; Isochrysidales; Noelaerhabdaceae.